Anopheles merus is the source of this 8156-nucleotide messenger RNA. RefSeq names its product WD repeat-containing protein 81 (gene Wdr81). The record is from RefSeq and is a predicted model, not a curated record. The transcript has 4 exons. Gene Ontology annotation, molecular function: protein binding. NCBI's taxonomy places the organism in Eukaryota, Metazoa, Arthropoda, Insecta, Diptera, Culicidae. Bases 319 to 6777 code for a protein of 2152 amino acids.
AUUGACCACCAACAAAAAUCGAUGAUUGUUUUCCCGUUUUCCACGCAAUAGAAAUUAAAGACCUGUGUAAAUUUGCUGUGCUGCUGGAAACCUGCUCACAGUCUCGGUGAAAUCAUUCCAUUGUGAAGGCGGCGUGUGAGAAAUCGUAUUGGCAAAGCUAUCAGCAUCACGAAAGUAUCUCGGGUGAAUUGAGAACAACCGCGAACCACAACAGUAUAAUGGAAAUAUGAAAAGACGAUGUCUUGCCUCAUUGUUAGUCUUUUGCUUUGGACGUAAACAUUCCACUCGAUAAGCAAAUCAGCCGCUUCCGGAUUCGCCAUGGAAGCGUUCAUGCAGGAAUUUUCCAUUCCCAAGCACCAAAUCCGGGAAACGGAGUGCCCGAAUCGGUUCGUGCUGCUGGUGCACAAAUCUUGGCUGCGCGCCCUCAGCCAGGGCAAGGUACCGAAAGAGUUCCCCACCUAUGGCCUAGCCGAUGCUCUCGAAUGGCCAACGGAAAACGAAACGGGACCGUGGAGCAGAAUUUAUGCAGCCGUACAAAAAAAGCAAAAGUGUAAUGUAAUACCACUGCCGAGAAAUAAAAAUUUGCACGGAAUGACUGGUUUAAGCGGAAAUGAUCUGUUCCUAUCGCCACUGGGCACCACUGGCGACGGUGAAGACCCACUGCACUAUUCACAGCUGCUUCAGUACGUGUCUACCACGAACCAUAAAAAUGUAUGGAAAGCAGCUUACCGAAAGUACGCCGCAUCCCGGCCCAGUAACAUUCCUGGUGAAACAAACGCCGCUAACUCUGUCAGCAGUGUAUUCAGCGAACAGCAACGCGACUUGCAUCCCAAUAUCUACCACAGUACAAAUGGUAAAAAGGUACCAACGGGCGGAGAUAUCGCCGGACCUGGAAGUCACAUAUCAUCAUCGGGAGCAUCGGCGGACCGACCGACGGGAGCACCAACGGGCAGCCAAUCACCGGUACUGUCACACGAUGUUGUUUUUCGAGAGGUAUUAGCCCGUGCUUUCGGUUGUCCAGUGUUGCAAAACGUUACAGUAAAAGAAGACCACGUGGGGCCACAAAUAUCCUCCAUUCCGCCUGCUGGAGAUGCUCAGCUGAGCAAUGCAAAUCUGUUUCCCGUGCUUUCAACGAUCGAAACGAGUAACGCAUUUUACAUACUGUACGAUCUCUAUCUGGCAAAUAACUUGUUGGACUGUGUCACCUACAGUCCCGCCAUCGUGGAACGAUCCUACAACAAACCACUGUUCAUCGUGUACCAGUUGCUGCAGUUGAUGAAAAGCUUGCACGAAUGUGGUCUAAAUUUGGGCGACGUUAGCUUGAAAGACAUCUACACGACCGAGAACCUCUGGAUACGGGUGAUACCGAAUCUCGAGGCAAACCUGAUCGAGUACGACGAAGACCUGGUGCGGCAGAUCGGAGAUCUAAGUAUUGCUGCCCCUGGCCCUACGGCGGGACUGAUGCACGUAAACAUGCCAAAGCAGCUCACAAUGAGCACCACUCUCAAAGAGUACUGCGAGAUGUGGUGCCAUGGACAGCUGUCCAACUUUGAUUACCUUACCAUCCUCAACAACUUAACCGGCCGGCGUGUCGGUUGUGCCGAGUUCCAUCACAUCAUGCCAUGGGUGACCGAUUUUUUCUCCCGCUCCGGGCAAGCGUGGCGCGAUUUGAAGAAAUCAAAGUUUCGACUAAAUAAAGGUGAUGCACAGCUUGAUCUCACGUUUCAAGCCGCCGCUCAACUGGCCGGUUCGGGAGCGCACGAACAGACGGGCACGUCACCGGCGGCCAUUCCUCACCACGUGUCGGAUGUACUGUCCGAGAUAACGUAUUACGUUUACAUGGCGCGAAGGACACCCAAAGCGGUUUUGUGUAAGCAUGUCCGCCCGAUCUGGGUACCGGCAGAAUAUCCGGCCACGAUUCAGCGACUGUUUGAAUGGACACCCGAUGAAUGCAUUCCGGAGUUUUUCACCGACCCAUCCGUGUUUAAGAGCAUCCACGAGGAUCUGCACGACCUGGAAAUACCGAGCUGGUCCAGCUGCCCGGAAGACUUUGUGCUGAAACAUCGUGAGCUGCUGGAAAGUCAGUAUGUGUCCGAACGGCUUCACCACUGGAUAGAUCUUACCUUUGGCUACAAGCUAACGGGGACUGCUGCCGUACGGUCAAAAAAUGUGUGUCUCUCACUGGUCGAUAAGCAUCAAAAUCUCUGCCACCGUGGCGUAGUGCAAUUGUUUUCCUGCCCUCAUCCGUUGCGCCAGUUUCCCACCGCGUGGAACGGAAAAACUCCUCCCCGGUUGCAGCACAUACAGAACGAAACAAAUCGCCGUCUAACACGCAGUACCGAGGAUCUUACGAGGAAUACGCAAACGAGCGAGAAUGAAGCUGUCGCAGCCUCUGUGCAAAGAGAUCGUUCACCUGCUGCAGCCCCGAGACCAACUUCCUACAGACAUUCGACGCAAAACCUCCAGCAACAGUACCACGCGCUGAAAUCGUCCGAGUCGAGCUACCACAUAAAUCAUUUACAGCCCAAAUCAUCUGGAACGAUUGUUUUACCAAAGAGCUUCAACCCGAUUGCUCAGUUGACGGCAGUCGAGAGUUUGGGCACGUUUCGGCGUAAGGUGUUCCACUCGGGCGGUAGUGGUGACACAACGAAACAACCCGACGAGUAUGAUCUCUGGUGUUCGCGGAUGGACGCUCGGCCGGUAUCUUCGUCUGGUGGGAACGCAUUUGUGAAUCGAUUAUUCAGCGAAACCUACGAACAAACGCUUCGGAAAGAUCGACCAACGAACAUGCCGGGGCAGCCAACGGUUUCGCUACAGCAGCAAGCGAGUGCUGCUCGGCAGAAUCUCAAACAAUUGCUACUGCAGCAACGUACGAAAGAUCUCAAGGUUCUCGGUUGUCUUGUGGUGGAACUUUUUCUCGCGUCAAAGUUGCUUCCACUGGGCAGUUGUUUGCGGCAGGAAUUCGACGAAAGGUUCGAUGCGUGUACACGCCUCGUCACCGAUGAGCCACGUGCCCUUCCACCGUGUCUACUUCCGAUCGUACGAAAACUGCUAGGGUUAGACGAGGAUCCAGAAUCGUCUGGAAUCACCGAUCGGGGUCUGCCACCGCCCACACCCCAUCAGUACUUGCAACCGCUGCUAGCAAAUCUGCUCAUACCCUUUCCGGCUCACUAUCAUCGUCUCUAUCAGACGGUACGUGCAUUGCGUGCGUUUGACGAGUGUAUGCAUUUGCUGGAGUUACAGACAUUUUUCGAAUGUGAUGGUAAGAGUUGCCAACGUUACGCUGCUCUGGAUCGUACGCGUAUAGAAUACCGACGGUUGAUUGCCGAGUGUAAAGUGAACGCUUGUGUUGCACUUAUCGAUCCACUGCUGCAACCCAGCGGACACAAGGAGCAGUACUCUGCGGUCGAACUGCUUCUUCCUCACAUUGUAGAGUUGAUCAUACACGAUGAUACCUCAAUACCGGCUGCCUGGAACUUGUUCGAUACAAUUGCAACCACGCUUGGUGUUCGCCGAACGCAAACCGCACUGCUGCAGCCUAUCCUUGCACUGUACGAUUCCGAUGAGAUGGAUACAUCCGUCGGGUCAUCGCGCACGCUAGCCACUACUGGUAGUAAAGAUGUAUUAGCCUUUGGGGGGAAUGGAGCAAUGACGAUGACUGCUGGAGAAGGAGAAGGCUCGUCGUACCUGAAGUUCAACCCGCGCAACACGUCGUUCAAGUCGAAAAAAUCGGUCAAGCUAUACCACCACAGCUUUCUGCUAAAGCUAAUUGUGCGUUUUGGGCUGCGCUGCUUUUUGGAGCACUUUGUUGUACCCCUCAUUGAAGCAGUUGGUGGUUAUCGGGACGGCGAUUUUAACCAAUCGUACCACGUACACGAACCGGCCUGGCCUUUCGGCGGAGAGUUCCGCAAGUCACGAUCGUACCGAAGCUUCAAGCUGCACAGUAACAACAAUGUGGAGGAAGCAUCUACCGAUGCAGAUCCGGCAUCCAUCUCAAACACACUCGUAUCACCAAACUGCUCCGAUCGAACCAUCUCUCCAACAACCAGCAGCCGUCCUGGGUACAAUCCGCUCGACGAAGAGGAAUUGGUAGCAGCAGACACGCCAGUUAACUCGGCAAAGCUGCGGGACAACGAGCAGAUGUUUGCAUUUGAUGAAGAUCCGCAAGCAAAGCGACGCUCCACCAUGACACUGGAGGAUGACGAUGCGGUGGAAAAUGCAAUGCGCCGUAUCAUCGACGACGAAGAGCUCGAUCUGAAGCUGAACCACUCGCAGGCGGAGGAAGCGUUCGAGGACGCAUUGACCAUGGGUCAGACAAGCGAACUGAAAUCUCCCACUAUUCCCAUACCACCGACGUCUACUUUUAGGCGCAGCAUUGAGUUCCAUUCGAUCGGGUGUGAGAUUGGUAGCAAAAAGAGCCUCGAUUCGGGAGAGUUCCUAUCCAAGACGCCGGACGUCACGAAAGAAGAAACAGCUUCAGACGCGGGCGUUCUAUCAACGAGUGAAAGCCGCCGAGAAUCGCUGGCCGGGUCAAGCAUGCUGAAUCGUUCGAAAUCUACAGAUUCCAAUAAGACGCGCUCAAAUCGAAUUUCUGAAAUGAGUUCCGAAAGCAUCAUCUGGCUUUCGCAUCGGCUCGGUCCGGUAUUGACCGCACGCUACCUUACCCGCAACUUGCUCAAAAUGCUCACCCUUUGCUACAUCGGAGCCGAGAACCUGUUCCCGAGUGCGGAUGAUUCGCGUCAGUUGUACCGAUCAUCUCCGACAGCCGCCCCUGCUGGGGUUGCCCCGACCGGAUUGAAUCAUUUCUCCAUCACGGAUGGAAGUGUGGUCGGGGAUGAGGCAGCCCUACGCGUAAUCGAUUGUCUCACUUCUAUAUCGGCCCUGUUUGGUGAACAUUUUAUCCUGCUACAGUACUUGCCGCACGUUAGCGAAGUGAUUGCCCUUUGCCGGAAACGCAUUACACCUACGCUUGAAGGUGGACUGAUCAGUGCGUUGCAGCUGCUAAAAUGUCUAAUACCGUACCUCAACGACUCGACUGUAAUGGAGCAGCUACCUGAGGUGUUUCUGCGUCAAAUUCUGCAUCCCGCAAUACGGCUGCUAGAAUCAUCCAAGUAUACCAUGCCGAGUGGGUUUCUAGCACGGUCCGUGCUCGCGCGCAAACUGAUGGACGCGCUGUACGUCAUCUCCGUACGCAUCGGGCGUGAAAUGACACGCGAACACAUCUGCGUACCCGGGCUUCAGCGCUUUUUCCUCAUCUUCGACAAGGCAUAUGCUCGGCAGCAGGAACAUUUCGCUUCCGCGGUUGCGGACAUAGCCCACGGAGAUCCUCCGUUCGAUAGUUUUACGCCCCCCAGCUCUCUCGGCAGCAUCGCCGACCACCAGGUACUGGGUCAGGGUCAGUCCCUUGCCAAAGCGAUGGAAGAAAUAAGGGAUGUGUUUACGCCAAACUUGGCGUACUUUACCUUCGUGCCCUUACUCAACUACCUCGGCCAGCAGGAGAUGAGUCGAUGCGUAACCAAUCUGCCACUCAUACUGAAUCUCUGCCACGAACACGAGCAGAUGGAUUACGGCCGUUCAGGCUCUGCUCAAGAUGCCAGUUCGAUGCCACCGAGCACAACACCAAAGGACGAAGAGCAGAUGGAUUCACUGAACUGCUCCAACAGCUUCGGUUCGAACAUUGUCGGCAAUCGUAUCGAAUCCUCGGCCACUACCGGUUCGAGUAAGAUUGGACAUAAAGAUCUGCUCGGAAUGGUUACGUACCGGCUCGAUAAUGUUAAUAGCUCGCGCAAUCUACGUGGCAACUGGCUAGCGUACUGGGAGCACGAGAUCGGACGGUCGGAAAAGGACAUUCGAUUAAACUUGAAACAGAUCAAGCUGCAAACGUACACCGGCCAUUCGAGCUCGAUCAAGGCGGUACUAGCACUAGACAAUGAGAACAGCUUCAUCUCGGCCUCGAAGGACAAAACAGUAAAGCUAUGGUCGCUGCGGAGUGAGGGUGACGGGACGAAGAUGUCCUCUUGCCAGUUUACAUAUGCGAAUCAUCGCAAAUCGGUCCACUCGUUGGCCUUCCUAGAAGCGCUCCGCUUAACAAUAUCGUGCGAUACCGGUGUCCAUCUGUGGGAUCCGUUCGUGGGUGCUCAGAUCGGUUUGCUUGAUGUUUCGAAACAUUCGCCGGUGUAUGUGGUCAAGACGUUCCCUUCGCCCAACAGUUUGGUAUUGGCCGGAACUGGCGAGAGUUCGGUUAAGCUGAUCGAUGCUCGCACAUUUAGCUACUGUCACGAAUGGAAGGUGGCGUUGACACCGGUCGGACAAGUGCGCUCAAUCGCAGUCGCACCCGGCGCCAACUGGGUUGCGGUGGGUCUUACCUCAGGCCACAUCGGAGUGCUAGACGCACGUACUGGUGGCAUUAUUUCUUCCUGGCGCACGAACGAUAACGAUCUGUUGCAGCUGUUGGCUCCGAACGAUACUCAGCUCGUCAGCUCCAGCCUCGAUCAGAUGAUCGGUGUGUGGAGCCCCAACACAGGCCAUCUGCAGUUCCAUAUGAGAAAUCGUCCCGAACCGGCCCACUGUAUGGUGAACAACGGACCAGAAUUGAUCGUAGGCACGCCGACCAACCGCAUCGGCGUGUAUAGUGCGAUCGCGCCGGAUUCACCGUACUCGUACACCAAACUGCGCUCCGAAACAUUCCGCGGGGUGUUGACCAGCUUUGCCCUCUUGCCACUCAAUCGAAUGAUGCUCGUCGGUGGCGACAACGGUACCAUUACCCUACUGUGUUAAGACGAUCUGACCAGGAAUAGCUACCUAUCAAUAGUGAUAUUAUUACAACUAGCUAUUCUUUACACUUCCUUUUUCUUUAUGUGGCGUGAAUGUUCGACCAAACGAGCAGCAAAGGUGUGUUUGUGUGCGUGUGUGUAUUAUUCUGUGUGUAUAUUUGUUUAGUGUUUUGUUAUGACGUUAUAACCCACAACAAAUAAAAUUCUCGACCAAUUAAUCUUGUCAUAUUCUGAAAGAACUAGUUAAAAUGCCCCGGUUACAGGGCUGCGCAGCGUUUAUUGCGGGGCGUAUAAGAAUUGCACUUCAAUCAACCAUUUUAUUUUUGGUUCCUUUUUAAAAUAUUUUGUGUGUGCUUACAUUAUAUAUAACAUACAUUGCAGUAUAUCGAUUAAUGUAUUCUUAAUUUUCUUUUUUUAUAUUUUAUAUUUUUUAUUUUAAUUGUGGAUAGUGUACCUUUCGAAAUAAAUAAUGUAUGUAUCAAAAUUCAAACUGUUCGCGAUAAAUUUACUUUACCUAGUAUGCCAUAUGUAUUACAUGUAUGCCGUAUGGACAGAGUACUAGCGACAAGGGCCCCCGGAAUGAUGGACUUGCAUCAAAUUGGUGUGCCCAUAUCGGGAUAGUUAGUCCUACGUUUAAGAGGCCCGAUCCAUACGGGGCUUGAACUCAUGAUCGUAAUGUUGUUAGGGUUUACCACGAAAACGGCUCAAUUGCUAAAUACCGACCGAAAUUAUUGUCUUGAAUUGACUGCUAUAUUUCAUAACCAGAUGGAUUAAAAUAAUUGAAUAUAAUUAGCUAGAACAAAUUAUUGAACAAAAUAGCACAUUGAACAUACUGCGCAGACUUUUUCAUGUUUUGUAUGACUUCGGCUGUUUAGGACCACGCGUGUAGGCGCUGACUGUAGAAACGAUUUGACAAGAAGGGUAACCAUACAAGUUUUCGGCAGUGUUCCUAAACUAUUUUCGGCAUUGUAACUAAAAACGUGAAAUUCUGCACAAAUGCCGUAAACAAUGUUACAAAACACAAUUUUGUAGUGAAAGCAUACUCAUUUGUUAUUUAUAUACGAAGUUUCACACCAUUUCUUUGCGUAUUUUCCAAAAUAUCAACUAAAUUGUGUAGAGCUCAGUAUUUUUCGGCAAUAACCAAUAGUUCGGCAGGUUUUGUAAUUAAGAAAACCAGAACAAUAAAACAAAGAAUGUGUGAUGUAUAUUAAAAAUGUGUAAACAUCUUGAGUUUAUAGUAAUCUUGGGUUUGUGAGCAUCUUGGGUUUGUGAGCAUCUUGGGUUUUGACAAAUACGAUGUCCGAAGAAGUGACAGUGUGCGAGCUGUCAAAGCAGAAAAAAAAAGAGAUAAGCCUUGGGGAAAAGACCUUCUACAAUAAACUC